CGCCAGCCGGUUGUGUUGUUGACAAGUGAUAGUUCGUCGUCAUGUCUUUUCAUUGGAAUUUUCAUGUCUUCUCAGCACACUUGUAAGUUUUGGCAUGUUAAAGUAUUUUGUGUAAUUGUUACAUCAUGAUGAAAACAUGUGCUACAUGUGUGUUGAUGGAAAGCGAUCUAUUUGCAUUUAGACUGACUGAGAGCUAUCAGUUUUUCCUUUCGAGAAAAAUAAAAGGCCAACACCAUGGUUAAAAAAGGGUUUUUGUUAACCAUGCUCAAAGUUGCCACUACUCGUGUAUCAUCCAAGCUAUCAUGUGUGUUGAUGGAAAGCGAUCUAUUUGCAAUUAGACUGACUGAAAGCUAUCAGAUUGUCCUUUCGAGAAAAAUAAAAGGCCAACACCAUGGUCAAAAAAGGGUUUUUGUUGACCCCUUGGUUGCUACACAUUCAAUCCUCAUAUCCUUGGAAUGGACCCACUCUUAUUUAGAGGUUAAUCCCUCGCCCCUACUCAAUAGACGGAAUCCGUUGGUGGAAACUGACGAGAGAUUAGUUUGCUGAUAUUCAGCAAUCCAACCAAAGGCCUUUCAACUUCAUCCUUGGCCGAUUCUUUUUACGUUUUACGUUUUGAUCUUUCGAUUGUUUGCUGACGAUUAACGUUUUUAUUUGAAAAUAAUUUCUCCGUUUUGUUUUGUUCAAAAGUGUAACAUUAUAUUGAACUUGUCUUUAUUCUCAAUACAAAUUUUAAAUCGC
Messenger RNA from Daphnia magna, 738 nucleotides. RefSeq lists its product as uncharacterized. The record is from RefSeq and is a predicted model, not a curated record. The transcript has 4 exons. NCBI's taxonomy places the organism in Eukaryota, Metazoa, Arthropoda, Branchiopoda, Diplostraca, Daphniidae. Bases 235 to 546 code for a protein of 103 amino acids.